Oncorhynchus masou masou (cherry salmon) is the source of this 1869-nucleotide messenger RNA. RefSeq names its product microfibril-associated glycoprotein 4-like. Gene Ontology annotation, biological process: elastic fiber assembly. Lineage: Eukaryota; Metazoa; Chordata; Actinopteri; Salmoniformes; Salmonidae. The record is from RefSeq and is a predicted model, not a curated record. The coding region runs from base 216 to 998 and encodes 260 amino acids. The transcript has 4 exons.
UCAUGCAAGGUUAUGUGUGGAUCUAAAGUUGUCUGAAUGUUAUUUGUGGUUCUAAAGUUAUCUGAAUGUUAUGUGAGGUUAUGUGUAGAUCUAACGUUAUCUGAAUGUUAUGUGAGGUUAUGUGUGUAUGCAUCUCUACUCUGGGUUGUUUUGCUGCAUGUACUGCACUGAUAGCAUUGAACAGUAAAGUAAAUGUUGUUUUAAUGUUUUUUUAAAUGUUAUUUGAAUGUUGUGUGAAUGAUUUCCCUGUCCCUGUCUCCCAGGUCUUUUUGCUCCUGUCUCUGCUGGCUCCUGUAGCCGUCCUCUCUCAGUUCUACCUCCCUCAGGACUGUGAUGACAUCUAUCAACGUGACAACACCAAACCCAGUGGGGUGUACACCAUCUACCCUGGGGGUCCCACCACCCCCUUGCACGUCUACUGUGACAUGAACACGGAUGGAGGGAGGUGGACUGUGUUCCAAAGGAGAAUGGAUGGAACAGAGAACUUUUACAGACCCUGGGCACACUACAAAUCUGGCUUUGGUAAUGUGGCUGGAGAGUACUGGCUGGGUCUGGAAAACAUCUUCCUCCUGACGAUGAGGAAGAAGAAUGAGCUGAGAGUGGACAUGGAGGACUUUGAGGGAGGGAAGGUUUAUGCUAAAUACACAUCCUUCUCCAUUGAUCCUGAGAACUACGGAUACACACUGAGACUGGGCACUUAUGUAGACGGAGGGGCAGGGGACUCCUUGUCGUUUAGCAACGGCAUGAAGUUCAGCACCUACGACAAUGAUCAAGAUACCUGGGGAGAACACUGUGCCAGGCGCUACCUGGGUGGAUUCUGGUUCGGUGACUGUACGCAUGCUAACCCUAACUCCCUGUACGCCCCACAUCCGGAAACAUCUUUCACUCUUGUGUCUGUUUUUUGGCAGCACUGGAAAGGGGUAGACUACUCUCUGAAAAGCAUUUCCUUUAAGAUCAGGGCUGUCUCUGAUGCUAUGGCUGUCCAGGAGCAGGAGUAACAUACCUGACUCUAUCAGUCCUGACCUAAUGUCACCAUCUCUAAAUGACUCCACAAAUACAAUGUGGAGAACGGGGCACUAGAGCUAGCCAGUCAGACACUAACACCUAGAGAUCAAUAUGGUCUCUACAUUAUCACUGUAACACUAACACCUAGAGAACAAUACGGUCACUACAUCAUCACUAUAACACUGACACCUAGAGAACAAUACGGUCACUACAUCAUCACUAUAACACUGACACCUAGAGAACAAUACGGUCACUACAUCAUCACUAUAACACUGACACCUAGAGAACAAUAUGGUCACUACAUCAUCACUACAGCACUAACACCUAGAGAACAAUACGGUCUCUACAUUAUCACUAUAACACUGACACCUAGAGAACAAUAUGGUCACUACAUCAUCACUACAGCACUAACACCUAGAGAACAAUACGGUCACUACAUCAUCACUAUAACACUGACACCUAGAGAACAAUAUGGUCACUACAUCAUCACUACAGCACUAACACCUAGAGAACAAUACGGUCACUACAUCAUCACUAUAACACUGACACCUAGAGAACAAUAUGGUCACUACAUCAUCACUAUUAUUAUCAUCUUGGAUGUUAAUGUUUCAUGUUAUGACAGCACAAUGGGCUCUCUAUCUCUUAUAUGGUCACUACUGCAUCACUAUUAUUAUCAUCUUGCAUGUUAAAGUAGCGUUUCAUGUUAUAGCAGCACUAUGGGCUCUCUAUCUCUUAUAUGGUCACUACUGCAUCACUAUUAUUAUCAUCUUGCAUGUUAAAGUAGUGUUUCAUGUUAUAGCAGCACGAUGUGCUCUCUGUCUCUUGAUUCCACUGUUACUUGACUCAAGUAAUAAUUAAAGCAUU